Molecule: messenger RNA, 3330 nt
Organism: Physcomitrium patens
Lineage: Eukaryota; Viridiplantae; Streptophyta; Bryopsida; Funariales; Funariaceae
Source: RefSeq, a predicted model, not a curated record
AGGCUUUUGCUGCCUGGAGGAGAACAACGGCUCACACUCCGCGAAGCCCAUCAAAACCCAUCCCCUAUCUUCGAAAUUUUUCUUCCACCACCGCAAAUAUCACAUGCGAGAUCAAUACUGAGGUGCUACCCUAGUGGCAGAAUCCGCCUUUUCUGCUGAAUUUGAGCAGUAUUUGAGGUCGGAGCCCUGUUUCGAAUGUCGGUGGUUUUAAUCGCAAUUUCGUGAUGUGGAGGUGUUGAUAGGGCUUGGAUUGCUUCCAUGUGAAUCACUGUUAAGGGUGGAGAUUUGGGAUUCGAGCUGAGGGUGCUGUCGUUGCUGAGAAUCUGUGCUUUGAGUUUAUUUUGGUUUUUUCGGUUGAGUGGCAUUUCUGUACUGGAUACGAGAGGGUGGCCGGGGAAGAUUUUGGUUAGUGUUUAUCUUUGUUCUUGUUCGUGGGACUUGAGUUUCUUUUCAGGCGGAUUGCGGAAACAUUUUAUUUUAUUUUACAUUUUAAUUUGUUCUCAUUCCAGAAUUUGCUUUUUUGGGGUGACCUAGUGAUUUGCAUAUAAGGUCUUAGCGUUUGAAUACUUGGAGGUCAGGUUUGAGGUAUUCUGUCAUUUGUUUCCGAGUAUCCAUUGCCUGUAGUGUUGUUCUUCAGAGAAAAUUGAAACCGACAGAACUGAUGGCGACUUGUGCAUUUGAAGAGUUUGUAUUGGUAUCGAGGUAUGAAUGAUGUAGGAAUCUGUGGGAGAGAUUUAUAGCUGUACAUUGAGAGUUGGGUUUUGGUCAAGUAGAUUGCUCAUGAACCUUGUGUAACAGUGUAGCGGUCGUGGGACACUGACAAGGAGAUGCUGUAAAUAUUUCUGGUGAUGAUCGAGGAUCAUCGGCCAUUAAUCCCUGCCUGUCGUCUGUACAAAAUAAAAUCUUUUGCGUUUUGCAUUGCCAUCAGUUCCUUUUAGAGUAGCUGGGUAAUGUACAGGAAGGAAGCUCCUCUGUAUUCUCUGUUUCGAUCGAGGAAAAGCUUUCCUCUAGUUGUUGGCGCGAGUGAUGCGUUUCCUUCAAUAUAGAGACGGCAUUUCGUUGCGGGCGAGCUGUAGACGAUGAUGUACGUCAUUCCAGAUUCAGUUGCAACCAAGCAACUCUCAGGCGGCACGGAAACUCCAUCCAGGCUAUCCCCAUCUAAACCAUCCCCAUGUAGGGCUUACCAAUCACCAGCUGAUGCAUCGAAGAGCCCAUAUUCCAACAGUCCUGCCUCCCACAGACGACGAUAUUAUUCGUCAGAUGAAGAAGAUGACAGCAGAGACAGGCAAUCCCAUUGGAAGCGAACUAAGGUGCGCACAGACGAUAGUAACAGGGGAAGUUCCAGGAACAGAAUCACAUAUACAGAGAGUGAUCGGCAUAGCUAUGUUACAUCUCCAAGUCUUAGCAGGCUGAACCCUCCUCCGCAGAGUGUCAAUUCUCACUCGGAACCUAGAGUAAUUGUAUUGCAUGAGAAAGAUGAGGGGUCGCGUCGCAGCAGCUAUGAAUCAGAAUCAAGGAUCCGCGGAAGUGGAAGCAAGGGAUGGGAUGCAGCCGUGAGACCCUUCAGAGAUGGUGGGACCGCAUUUGAGGAUAUUGAUCCUGCAGGUACCAAGAGGAAGUAUGCGUCAGAAGUGAGGAAGAGUAGCUUGAUGAUGUGUGAGAGGAGUAUCGUUGUCAAAGACAAGCACAUGGCAAGAAGAGUUCCUGCAGAGAGAAGCUUAGAAGGAGGGUACGAGUUUAGGGUUAAUGGGAGGGAGGAGGGGGAGGUUGGGGAGUUCAAUGACGAGGGUAACUCAAGUCUUUUCUUAGAAGAUUCUCGAGAGGUUGAUUAUGAGGACCGUGCAAGGGCGAGGAUUGGUCUGGAUUUGCGGGAGGCUCUGAAUCGAAGGAGUCGGGGUUUGGAUACCAUGAGCAGAGAGUCCAGGGUCUACGGCGAUCAGAAAACCGGGGCCACAGUGAGGGUUAGAAAAGUGGAGUUUGACUUGUGUUGUGGUAACGGCAAAGGGAGCUUGAGUUCUUUGCAGGGAUCUGGGGUGAAGAAAGUACUGGAUUUGGGCCGAAGCUCCAGCUCCGGUAACGAUGAGAGUAAUGGUUCUGCUAGUCUUGGUGGGAUUGGUCGCUCGGCGGCGGCCGUAGGAGCACAGGUGGAGAGGGAUAUGGAGCUGGAGAGACGGGAGAAGCGAGAACGGUGGGCUGAGAAGGAGCGUGAUUUGGAAACAGAGUUGCAGGAUAAGCUGCAGAAAGAUUUGGAGAAGGAGAACAUGCCCGAAACUCAGCCGAAGUCCGUUACAGUUGUGGACUACAGCCACAAGUUCACCGUUGCCAAAGCCUCCAUCAGUGCACCGGUAAAACAAGUGGAAUUAGAUCCUCAUCGACUCUGCCAGCGGCAAAAGCAAAUUGAUUACGGAAAGAAUACUCUUGGUUACGAAAGAUACAUAGAAUUGGUUCCAAGGUAUCAGCGAACCAAAGCACAUCCUCGAACACCUGAUAUAAGACAGGUUUGCAGUAAACGGAGCUGGGAUGGACAGAUCCGGAAAUGGCGCCGUUUAUUACAUGAGUACGAUCCUCCCAAGGGGGAGGAUGAAGAAGAUCCAGACCAGGUGUUUGUCCCCACGAGGGAGCAUGACAACAUCAGUGGACCUCACACAGGCGACAAUAUGAUGGAUAUGCAAUCAGAGUAUGUUGAAGAUGUAGACAUGAAGAUAUACGAUGGGUGGUCUGACGAUGAAAGCUAGUUUUGCGUGUUGAACUUUCCCAUCCCUCUCUUCGUUCUUGCAAUCGUGCAACAUGUUCAAAACCCUGCUAGUUUCAGCAAGUUUUGAUGAGAGGAAUUGGCGUACUGACACUGGCCUGUACAUCAAUCUGGAGUUCACAGAAAGCUCUUAACUACUUGGCGUUUAACUUCCAAACGAAAGCAUUCUCUUCGAAACUUAAACUACAGACAAUUCUCGAAUGUCCGAUUAAACCUAGCAUUUAACUUAUUUUCUUGAAGAGAAUACAUAGUCUUUAGGCAACUGAUUGGCUGCGGUCAACAGCACAGAUCUCUUGUAAAUGGUUAUGAUCAAUCCUAGAAGCUUCAAGUUCGGGUAACAAGGCUGUAAAUUCCAUCGGUUCUCUGUGCUUCGCCUUCUCAGCUUCGGCGGUUGCAAGUACUUCCAGAGGCAACAUUCGUUGUGGAGGUCCUGGCAUGUUCUUGACAAUCUCAACGGCUAGACUCCCUGAUUUAACUACAGGGCUGCCUCCCCUUAAUAGCUGUGCAUACCAGCCACUCUAGGCUGCCCCUAUAUUUUGUAAUGAGAGCUAUACUGUAGCAAACUGAGUUAAACUCUA